AUGCAAUUGAAUUGGAGUUUGGGUUCAGGGGUCUCUGAAUUGGGGUCCCGCUCAAAUUUUUUUUUUGAUGCGCCACAGGAGUAUCGUGUGGCCACACGUUCCCCUCUCACUUAUGCACCGCAGCAACGAAAAAGUGUGAAGGAGUGUUUUAGUGCUUACGGCUACACGAACCCUGUCGACCUGAACGAUCGCUUCUCUUCAACGGAUGAAAUACAAGUCAUAAAACACCAAACUCUUCUCCCGCGACUACCCAUUCCGACUGUAGAGGAAACUUGCAUUCGCUUUCUUAAAUCCAUUGAGGCAAUCGCAACCGCUGAGGAGUACUUUGUUGCUGCGAAACUUAUCGGAGAGUUCAAGGCGGCAGGGGGCAUUGGGGAGAAACUCAAUGCCCUUCUUAUGGACUGGGACAAGCGGUGUGGGCAACCAAGUUGGUUAGAAGAGUUUUGGGAUGACGCCUACCUCUGCCCACGUGAUCCUAUCCCCAUUAAUGUAAACUAUUUUUUUGGCUUUAGUGCUCACCCAGAGAAGAGUGCCAUGACACAAAUUGGGCGUGCCGCAAGUCUGCUUUAUGGCGCGGUGGCCUUUCAUCUGGAUUUCCGUUUUGAGAGGCUGUUGUGUGAAUUUGAGCGAGAUCGACCUAUUUGCAUGUGCCAGAACCGAUUCCUUUGCUGUACGUCUCGGGUGCCCGGCAGAAAACGUGAUCGCAAGGUAUGCUAUUGUGAAUUGCCUGCUUUAUCAAAAGACGAAUUAGCCUCUAAGAGUGUUGAAUAUGUUUUCUCGGCACAUCCGCCACAGCACUGUAUUGUUAUUCAACGCAAUCGUUUCUUUUCUUUAAAUGUUGUAAAGGACGACGGCAGUAUUGUGGACGUGGAGGAUAUUGUGGUGGCGCUAAAACUCAUUGAAGAACGUGUGGUAAGUCAUGAGGAAGCGGGUCCACCGGUUGGACUGCUGACGACGAUGAAUCGUUCAGCAUGGUUUGAGGCACGCGAGCACCUUAAGCAUCUUGGCAACUACGAGACGCUGCGAGCGAUUCAGUCGGCCAUCAUUUGCGUGGCGCUUGAUAGCGUGGAGGUGAUAACUUCGGAUGAGGCCGCACGGAUCUUCCUUCACGGCAGCGGCACCAACCGAUGGUUUGAUCGACACAACAUUAUUGUGACACGUGAUGGUUGGGCGGGUGUGAACUGGGAGCACUCCGUCGCGGACGGCACGGCAACGUUGCGUCUGGCGGAUUGCAUGUAUCAAUCGGAUUGUGAUCAUGUCUUUACAGAGAGUUUGAUUGCAGAGCUGUCGACAGACGAGUCUCGACGCACGCGUGCUUCUGUGCUUAUUACGGAUU
This is a messenger RNA of Trypanosoma cruzi, 1336 nucleotides long. RefSeq lists its product as uncharacterized. Gene Ontology annotation, biological process: carnitine metabolic process. Gene Ontology annotation, cellular component: mitochondrion. Gene Ontology annotation, molecular function: carnitine O-acetyltransferase activity. NCBI's taxonomy places the organism in Eukaryota, Euglenozoa, Kinetoplastea, Trypanosomatida, Trypanosomatidae. The annotation marks the transcript as partial. The record is from RefSeq and is a predicted model, not a curated record. The transcript has a single exon.